Messenger RNA from Dentiscutata erythropus, 324 nucleotides. The record is from the annotation of a GenBank genome assembly. Lineage: Eukaryota; Fungi; Glomeromycota; Glomeromycetes; Diversisporales; Gigasporaceae.
GUUAUUCCUUUUGACGUCGAUUCCAUUUCGGUUAUAGUGUUUAGGAUCUUUGUUGUCAGCAGCCGAUUUAUCAUCGCAGCUCUUGCCGAAUCUUACAUGAAGGACUUCGUCGUUACUAGUCUAAAUGCACAGUUAAGUAUCGAAGGGGAAAUCAACACGGCAACAAGUCUUAUCGACGACGGCCUUGCGAUUUUCCCCCAAACAGACAUAAAAGGACUUGAAAGCAUUGGCCGCGUAGGGCUCUUGAUCUCAAAUUCUUCACGGCGUCAACGACCACUUUUCCAAUUAAUGAAACGAAAUGACUGUGAUAAACACAAAGGGUGA